Messenger RNA from Salvia miltiorrhiza (redroot sage), 795 nucleotides. RefSeq lists its product as uncharacterized. Bases 1 to 795 code for a protein of 264 amino acids. The transcript has a single exon. Lineage: Eukaryota; Viridiplantae; Streptophyta; Magnoliopsida; Lamiales; Lamiaceae. The record is from RefSeq and is a predicted model, not a curated record. Gene Ontology annotation, cellular component: 90S preribosome.
AUGGCCGUACCUUCGAGAGAUCGAAUCAACGUCGACAGCGUCCGGAAAGCCACCAACGCCCUCCUCAAGUGGAAGAAGAAGUCACUCCUCUCCCACGACGCUAUUGAAGAAGAAGCCGACGAUUUCAUCUACCUCUCCGUAACCCUAAAAAAAGUCCCGCCGCGCAACCUCUCCGUCACUCCGCACCGAAUCCUCCUCCGCCGCCCGCUUCUGUCUCAGGACUUGUCCACCUUGAACAUCUGCCUCAUCGUCGACGGAAAGAGAAUCACCGCCGAAUCGGCGCAGAAGAUUCUGCAAGCUCAGGGAAUCCCCUACAUCAAAAAGGUUUUCAAGCUGUCGAAAUUGAAGUCGGAUUUCAAUUCGUUCGAAUCGAAGAAGAAACUUCACGAUUCGUUCGAUGUGUUUCUGGCGGACAAGAGCGUGGAGGCUGUGCUGCCUAAGGUGUUGGGGAGGGUGUUCUACAAGAAGAGGAAGAAGAUUCCGGUGGCGGUGGAGCUGGGCGGGGAUUGGAAGGAGGAGUUAGAGAGGGCGUGUAGGACGAGUUUGUGGUGCUUGAGCGGUGGGACUUGCAGCGCCGUGCGAGUGGGGAGAUUGGGGGCCAUGGAGGCUCAAGAGAUUGUGGAGAAUGUGUAUGAUGCUGUUGAUGGUGUGGUUGAGAUUGUUCCGAGAAAAUGGAGUGGCAUUAGGUGCUUGCAUUUGAAGUUUUCGGAUUCAUUGGCAUUGCCCAUUUAUGAGGAUGAGAUACAAGAUGGUAGCUUGCUGGGGCUCAAGAGGAAGAGAAUUUUAGGGAAGUAG